AUGUCUGGCGCCAGCAAUCCAGCUACGAAUUUCUGUGAUCUGCCUACGGAAAUUCGUCGUGAGAUCUGGAAAUUUUGUUGUUCUGAAGAAAGGAUACUUCACUUCAAAGUCGAUGCAAAUGUCCGACUACAGGAGUUUGACACUUAUUGCCUUCAAUACCUGCCUCCACCCAAAUUCUUACGUGUCUGCCAAGAAUCACGAGAAGAGACAUUAAGGAUUUACCAAGAGUCGUGGAGUAGUAAAGAAAACGAGCAAAACGAUGAGGCGAUUGGUUGUAGCAUCUCGGGUCGCUGGUGGAAUCCAUCUAUGGAUAUCAUUUAUGUUCCAUACUGGCUUCCGAUCCAUUCUACAGACAAUCCCAAUUUGAAUCCAGGCGUGAAAGAUAUGAGUUUCCCUCUUGAUAAUCCAUUUUUCCAAAAGCGAAUGAGUGCGAUGCAGCAUCUUGCAGUUUCGACGAAAGCUACCGGGAUCCGGUGGAUUUGGGAAGAAUCUAUAAGACACCAUGAGCCAUUCAGCUGGCUGAAGCUAGCGACAUGGUUAGCUGAGUUUUCAAAUCUAAAGACAUUCACAUAUGUUGUCGAUUAUUACACAUAUCGUUAUAAGGAACAGGGACCUCGAUGGAUUGACCAUCCGGAUUUUGCAAUAGAAGGAAAUUGGCGAAGUCACUCGGCAAGAUGGGAUAUGACACCGUCUAAAAUUAUUGCGGAACUCGAGGAGUGUUUCGAGCGUAUCAGGUCGGAGAGAGGAAAUACGAAAUGGAAGCCUCCGAGGGUGAGGAUUGUAUUAGAUGAGGAGGAUCAGGAGGAAUGCUAUUCACGUGAGGCUCGUCUUCGACGGAAGAAUCCAGGGUCGUAUGAGCAUGGUGCAGCGACGGUGGACAUGGCAGUUGGAAGCCACUUGAUGUGGUGGCAACAAUUGGAAAAAGAGGAUAUUGGCGUUAAAGAAGGAGACUACGAGAGACUCUUUUAUAAGACUACGCAGAGGAACCUCACGAUGUCUGCUUCUGAGGAUCUGAUCGAUUUCGACAUAAUUGAGAAUCAAAAAGAAAACAUUCAAUCAUUACCACAAGGACGAUCCGCAAGGAAUCUCGCAAAAAUAUUCUCUCCAUCACCUCUACAACCCCUCUCAACGCCCACACCAUCCGAUACCAGAAAUUUGAAUGAUGCAGUUAGAGAAGAAUAUGAAGAAGAAUUGGCCAAUAUUGGUGAAUCAGACGACCCUUUAGACAUCUAUGAUCGAUAUGUCAAAUGGACACUCGAUGCAUACCCCUCCGCACAAGCAACACCCAAUUCACAACUUGCCCCUCUUCUCGAGCGCGCAACGAAGACCUUCCUCAAUUCUCCACAAUACAAAAAUGAUCCACGAUACCUAAAGCUAUGGCUUUCAUACAUACGAUUCUUCUCCGAUACACCGCGCGAAACAUUUGCGUUUCUAGCUCGUCAUAACAUUGGUGAAGGAUUAGCAUUAUUCUACGAAGAAUUUGCAGGGUGGUUGGAAGGUGCUGGCAGAUGGGUACAAGCGGAGGAAGUUUUUCAGAUGGGUAUUGAUAAGGAGGCUAGACCGGCACCACGUUUGUUACGCAAAUUCAACGAGUUCCAGGAAAGAUUUGCUGCUAGACCAGACAGCAGUGAUGAACCUUCAUCGCCCGCAUUACCUACAGUUCGACCAGCUCUUGCAGCAAAGAUAGACCCAUAUGCUGCAGUUGCGCCGGCUCCAGAGGAUCCUCAAGCACCUAGACCUUCUGCGGGUGUAGGCGGCGGUUCAACGACUACGAAAAGUGGUAAGCAGAAGUUAAAGAUUUUCUCGGAUGAUGAGAAUGGAUCUGCACCGGCAAUCUCUGCAUCUCCAGGUGCAGGUUGGGAAAGCAUAGGAUCAUUGGCAGACCGAAAGAAGGAAAAUAGGGUUGAACCCAAGCCAUGGGUUGGAGAAACAUUAAAAGCGGGUGGAAAGAAGAGCAGCACCAAGAUGGCAAUUUUCAAGGACGAGUCAUUAAAAUUACCUCAAAUCACAAUUCCAGAAUUGCAACAAGUGACUAUUAAUCCUAGAAAUGGCAGAAGUGAACGAAUUUUUGUUAAUCUUGAAGCUGUGUAUCCUAGUCCGGAUGAAAUUGGGACGGAAUUGAGCUUCGAAGAGUUACGUGCUGCUCAUCGUGGAUGGUUGGAUAAGUCGUGGGAACCGGAAUUGAAUGUACCAUCGGAGCCAAUGUCAAGUGAACCAACUCAAGAUUCUAAUACGGGCAUUGAAACUAUUACACAACAAAUUCCAGAGAAGCUAGUUAUUGCUCGGGAUUCCGUGUUUUCCAGUGAGAAUCGCAAGGAGAAAUUUGCAAUUGCUCGGGAUCCCGUACCUACGGAUGAAAAUCGGCCAGAGAAGCUCGUUAUUGCUCGGGAUCCUGUAUAUACUGACGAAAAUCAUCGACCGGAGAAACUCGUUGUUGCUCGAGAUUCAGUAUAUCUGGAUGAGAAUGGAGCAAAGAAAGAUCAUAAUAGGGAAACGAAGCAUAGGAGGAUGAAAGUUAAGGAGGUUAAUAAGACGCAAAUAAUCAGCGCCAAACUUUCUUCGCCGACGGGGAAGAAGAUGAAAAAGAGAAAGGCAUCGAAGGAGCAAACGAUGACGCUUCAUACUAAAGCAGCCACGGAUGAAAUUUACGACAUCUUUAACCAACCCCUCAAACCAGCAAAUGAAGAAGAAGAAGAGGAGGAGGAGGAGGAGGAAGAAAGUGAUGACGACGAUGAAGAUAUGACUGAUGGUGAUUAUACAAGUGGCGGAGAAAGCACCAUGACAGGGGGACUUCAUGGUACUAGUGAAGCUGGUGAUGAUGACGAGACUACGGAUGUAAAGAGUGAAAGCGAGUGGACUGAAUUUACAGCGCAGAGGCCUGCUCCAGAUAUGGACGAUGAAGAUGGAACCAUAGCCUCUACCUUCACCGAUGGAGAAGAUGAAGAGUUUGAGGCUAUCAAGGUUGCCAUUCCUCGUGAUGUCGAAGAACACGAUGAUCUCGUGACUCCAAUAGCCGAGGACGGACCGUUCAGAUCAACGACAAGUUUUGUGCCAAUACCACCAGAAGAUUAUGAUCCACCAACUCAUCCAUAUCGAGACCCUGCUCAAGUUUCUCAAAAUCGACUUCCUUUCAUGACCCCAAUCGUUGAGAGAACUGAAUCCUCGCUUGGAUUACCAACAAUCAGGGGUCAGAAACAUUACUUUAAUUCUACCACUAGUCCUAGCAGAGGUAGUGGAUCAAAGAUACAGGUUUUUCAAGAUGAUGAUGAGGAUGAGGAGGAGGAGGAUAGCAGUCCGUUGAGAGAAAUUGUUAAUGAAGCCAAGCCCAUCGACAGAAUUCCGCAACCACAAUUAGGCAAGAAAAAGCCUUUAUCAAAUUCGACAGCAUUCGCCAAAGAAAUUGCACCUAAAGGUCCUAUUAUUCACGAUUCCCAAUGCAAUCCGGUUGAUGAAGGUAUUCGACAAUUAAUAUUUGAGAGACUACAACCUCCUCUUAGCUCUUAUGAAGGAUUUUCUCAGCACGACGAGACGAGAGGCCAGUCAGCAGAAUUAAAGAAGUAUGCCAAAGCAGCUUCGAGAGCAAAAGGUUCAAGCGAUAGAACUAGUAUCACAGCACCCCCAACCCUGGAAUUCCCCGGAACAGAUAGACAGUACACAUUGAAACGAGAACUUGGCGCCGGCGCAUUUGCUCCUGUGUAUCUACUCGAAAGUGGAAGAGAAGAUGCCGAGCAAAAUGAGAACGAAACUCCGGCAGUCAUGGGUAAGGGAGCUUUUGAUCACUUUAAUCGCAAAUCAUUAGAAGCAUUAAAGAUGGAAGAUCCACCAAGUGCAUGGGAAUUCUACAUCAUGCGCCAAGCGAAACGAAGAUUGGGAGUUUCCCGCCCUGCAGAAAGUAUUCUUGAUGUGUACGAAAUGCAUCUUUAUAGAGAUGAAUGCUAUUUGAUAGAAGAAUAUAGAGAUCAAGGUACUCUUCUGGAUAUCAUCAAUAUUUCCCGCGCAGAUGCCAAAUCACCAGGUGGUGUUAUGGAUGAACUCCUCGUUAUGUUCUUCACCAUCGAAUUAUUUCGCACAAUCGAAGCUCUGCACUCUAAAGGUAUCCUUCACGGCGAUCUUAAAGCAGAUAAUUGUCUCGUUCGAUUCGAUUCUCUCUCGGAUUCUGAUAUCUGGAGUCCUAAAUACAAGAGGGACGGAAGUGACGGUUGGAAUAAAAAAGGCAUUGCGCUCAUUGAUUUUGGCAGGGGAAUCGACAUGAAGUGUUUCAAACCCGACGUUCAAUUUAUCGCGGACUGGAAGACUGGUCCUCAGGAUUGUGCGGAAAUGAGGGAAUUGAGACCAUGGACUUAUCAAAUUGAUUAUCAUGGAUUGGCGGGUAUUAUUCAUAGCAUGCUUUUUGGGAAAUAUAUCGAUACGAUUGCUGAAAGACCAGGUGAUUCGAUUGGUGGAAUGGGAGGUGGAUUGAGAAAGUGGAAAAUCAAAGAGGGUCUUAAGAGAUACUGGCAAACUGAAAUCUGGGCAGGGGUUUUCGAUAUUUUGUUGAACCCGCAGGGAUAUGUGGAUGGAGAGGAAGGAGGAAAAUUACCAGUGCUUAGAGGAAUGAGGGUUAUGAGAGAGGAAAUGGAGGAGUGGUUGGAGGGGAAUUGUGAGAAAGGCGCGGGAUUGCUUAAAGGGGUUAAGAGGUUGGAGGAUGGGGUUAGGGAGAGGGCUAAGAAGAGGUAG
Molecule: messenger RNA, 4716 nt
Organism: Botrytis fragariae
Lineage: Eukaryota; Fungi; Ascomycota; Leotiomycetes; Helotiales; Sclerotiniaceae
Product: putative checkpoint protein kinase protein
Exons: 5
Coding region: 1-4716 (1571 amino acids)
Biological process (GO): protein phosphorylation; meiotic sister chromatid cohesion, centromeric; mitotic spindle assembly checkpoint signaling
Molecular function (GO): protein kinase activity; ATP binding
Source: RefSeq, a predicted model, not a curated record